AGCCUCGUUCCCGGGUCAUAUAAAGAUUGCUGUCUCCUUUGUUCGCCCUCGUUGCGCAGUCGUCCUAGCGUCAUUUCUGUUCCUUUUCGAGACUCGGCUACUGUCAGUGGUGCAGCACUGCUCGGAAGGCCACGUCGGCGAGCUCGCAGGAGCUUGAGACCGUCGCUGUCCCCUCGGCAGAUUCCUAUCGGUUGGAGGAAAAAAUGGUUGAAGCAGAUCGACCAGGAAAGCUCUUUAUUGGUGGGCUCAAUACAGAGACAAAUGAGAAAGCCCUUGAGGCCGUAUUUGGCAAAUAUGGACGGAUAGUGGAAGUGCUUUUGAUGAAGGACCGAGAAACGAACAAGUCAAGAGGAUUUGCUUUUGUCACUUUCGAAAGCCCAGCAGAUGCAAAGGAUGCUGCCCGAGACAUGAAUGGAAAGUCCUUAGAUGGAAAAGCCAUCAAGGUGGAGCAAGCCACCAAACCAUCAUUUGAAAGUGGUAGACGCGGACUACCUCCACCUCCAAGAAGUCGAGGCCCCCCCAGAGGUCUUCGAGGAGCAAGAGGAGGAAGUGGAGGAACUAGAGGACCCCCCUCACGUGGAGGGCACAUGGAUGAUGGUGGCUAUUCCAUGAAUUUUACCAUGAGUUCUUCGAGGGGACCUCUACCAGUAAAAAGAGGACCACCACCCCGAAGUGGGGGUCCUCCUCCUAAAAGAUCAGCACCUUCAGGACCAGUUCGUAGCAGCAGUGGAAUGGCAGGAAGAGCCCCUGUGUCACGUGGAAGAGAUAGUUAUGGAGGCCCGCCACGAAGGGAACCCCUUCCCUCUCGCAGAGAUGUUUAUUUGUCCCCAAGAGAUGAUGGAUAUUCCACUAAAGACAGCUAUUCAAGCAGAGACUACCCAAGUUCCCGAGACACAAGAGAUUAUGUACCUCCACCAAGAGAUUAUACUUACCGUGAUUAUGGUCAUUCCAGUUCACGUGAUGACUACCCAUCAAGAGGCUAUAAUGACAGAGAUGGAUAUGGCCGGGAUCGUGACUAUUCGGACCACCCAAGUGGAGGUUCCUACAGGGAUUCCUAUGAGAGUUAUGGUAACUCACGUAGUGCUCCACCUACACGAGGGCCCCCGCCAUCUUAUGGUGGAAGCAGUCGCUAUGAUGAUUACAGCAGCUCACGUGACGGAUAUGGUGGAAGUCGAGACAGUUACUCAAGCAGCCGAAGUGAUCUCUACUCAAGUGGUCGUGAUCGCGUUGGCAGACAAGAACGAGGGCUCCCCCCUUCUAUGGAAAGGGGGUACCCUCCUCCACGUGAUUCCUACAGCAGUUCAAGCCGCGGAGCACCAAGAGGUGGUGGCCGUGGAGGAAGCCGCUCUGAUAGAGGGGGAGGCAGAAGCAGAUACUAGGAACAAACAAAACUUUUGGACCAAAAAUCCCCAUUCAAAACAAACAAACAAAAAUGGAAACUUUCUGUCAUAAACUACCCAAGGACUACUCAAAGGAAAAAUUGUGUUACCUUUUUAAAAUUUCCUGUUCCCCUUAAUUUUUAUGUUCUUGUGAGGGAAAAAGUAAGACAUGUUUAAUUUUAUUUCAUAUUAUGAGUUGCUUUCAACAAGCAAAUGUUAAAUGUGUAAGCCUUGACUUGUACUAGUGUUGUAAUUUUCCAAGUAAAAAUGUCCCUGAAGGCCACUUCCUGAUUUUUCCCAGUAAUUGAGGAAAGCCAUCCUAAGAUCUUCCAGAAACUUUCAGCCAUAUAGAUGUCCUUUGGUCUCCAUUGAGGGAUGAAUCGCCCUGCCUAUGCAGACAAGCUAGCUAUUACAGAGGGUUGGUUGGGUGUGCUACUCUUAUGAUUUCAGGGUGUCUUCCAAUUGAAAUCUCAAUGUACACAGUAUAAAAAAACCCUGAGAUCAGAUGCCUAGGAGUGUGCUAUUUACCCAGAAACCCAAAACAGCAAAUGGAUGCUGGCCAUAUUUUGCUUUUCUGACAUUUCCUUGGGAAUCUACAAGAAACCUCCCUUUUCCCCUCCCCUAGUAAGACCAUUUAAGUGUGUGUUAAACAACUACAGAAUACUAAAUAAAAAGUUUGGCCAAAACCAACCAUGAAGCUGCAAAACGAUGCUUGCUCUUACUGUUUCAAAUUUUUGCAACUCUGUAGUGUCUCACUUUUAAAGGAACAGCUUGAUUGCAAAGGAGAAAAUAGAUAAGCAAUGAAGUUAUCUCCAACUUCCUAAAGGCUUAUGACUUCUAAAAAGUGAAUCUAUCAGCAUUCCACAUCAGAUUUAAAGCACCAAAUGCCUGUGAAACAGCAAAGAUGGUUGAACCUAAUGGUCAUACUGUCAUAGAGUGCUGAUUGAUUCACAGCAGAUAAAGCUGGCAGUAAGAAAAAAAAUCAAAUGAUCAGAGUUGUUGAAGCAGAGGAAUGCUGAGACUAAGCCGCAGCAGUUACAUACCCAGUGCUCAUCAGAAUUGGUUUGGUAUAGGCAAUAGAUUCUUUUUGUCUUCAAGGGAGGGAGGCAUCAGUGUCGGUUAAACCUUAAUUAGGGAGUGGUGAUCUUUUAAGAUUGACCAAAGGAAGAGAGGGAGAUGGAGAAAUUGGUAAGUGGAGGUACCUAGCCAAGAAGUUCUCAGGGCUCUUUGUGUGGAUUCCGUAGUUCAGGCAACUGUGCAAUUUAGAGCUGAUGCUCACUGAGUUAGCUGGGACUGUAACUCCAUGGUGGAGUGCUUGCCUAAGUACAAGUGAAGCCUAGAGUUCAAUCCCUGGCACCACACACAGAAAAAGAAAACUGCUUCCAUGAUAACUUUAUACACUGAUGUAUAGUUUUCAGCAAGUAAACCAUUAGAGGAAUUACCUUAUCGGGGGAAAACAUUACUUGUCCUAUAAAACUUUGAAGGGGAGGAGCAAUGCUAGGAAAUAAAAGUAAAAACUGGCACAUUGUUAGGAUAGUGGGAAGCAUUCUGGAAACAAAUAUAAGUCCCCAGGUCAGUGUAGUUUUACAAAGGAACUUGACCUCAGGUUUCAGGCUUAGAAACAAAUCAUGAUCCAACUCUGGUAUUGCUUUGGAAACUUAAGAGCCAGUAGUGUAAAGUGUUGGUGUUGUAGGACUAAAGGAUUUAACAAAGUCAUUUAGUACUAUUACAUUUGGCAUUCAUGACUACAGAGAAUGAUCCAAAACACUUAAGCGCCAUUGGUGACAUUUCUCAUCAGAUUGUGAGGGUACUGACCAAAUUUUGAAUAGCUGCCUUAACUCAAGCCUUCAAUAGUCUAAUAAUUCCUUGAGUAGGUGCUUCUGUCAGGUACCUUCAGCUCUCAAGCAUUUAUUUAGAUUUCUUAAUGAUACUUUAGCAUAGGGAAUACUAGAGUAAAAAUAAAUGAUAAAUUCAAAGUAAGAAGCAGGAAGAAAUUACCCAGAGACCUUUUUUGUUUUUUUUUGUUUUUAUUUUAUAAAGUCUUUGUUUAUUAUAGCGUAACUUAUGGUAAACACUUCAUAAAUUUUAACAACAACAUAACAAUAAAGUUUACCAAAGACAAGCAGUCAAAAGUGCUUUUUAAUUGUUAUACAAAUUCACAGCUGGAGUAAGUCCAUAUUAAGUAGAGAAAGAAAUUACUAGACUUGUCUUUACAAAUGUAGUAGUGAAGCUACCAUAUAGGAACAUUCAUAUAAUAUAGUCCCAGAGACCUUUUUGACAAACAGUAGUUUACAGACCCAACAGUUCUUAAUCUUCAACUAGAAAAAAAACUGUCCUUGAUUCUUCUAGCUAUAUACUUGUUGUAAGAGGAUUUGAAUAAUACAAGAAGUGGUGUGGUUUAUUUGGUAUGGUAGUUGGAUGUAGAGUUUAGGUAUUAUAGAUCACUUUUUGGAAUGUUUUGUAUUGAAACCCAAUAAAACUUGAACAUGUA
This is a messenger RNA of Mesocricetus auratus (golden hamster), 3870 nucleotides long. It is a transcript of the gene Rbmx, whose product is annotated as RNA binding motif protein X-linked. Gene Ontology annotation, molecular function: RNA binding. Gene Ontology annotation, biological process: positive regulation of mRNA splicing, via spliceosome. Gene Ontology annotation, cellular component: spliceosomal complex. Lineage: Eukaryota; Metazoa; Chordata; Mammalia; Rodentia; Cricetidae. Bases 204 to 1379 code for a protein of 391 amino acids. The record is from RefSeq and is a predicted model, not a curated record. The transcript has 11 exons.